CGUAGGCACGCCAACCACCGCGCCGUCUGCGCUUCCGGGUUGGUUGCGGCUGUGGCCGCGACGCAGAGACAGAAGCCGAGCGGCGCCGGAAGCUCUCGGGGCUCGGGGGCUUCCGCAAGGCGAGCCCCCCUGGCGGCCGGGCUGAAAUCCUACUUCUAAGAACAAUGGCAGAAAUGUCACCAGAGGCCCCGGGGCAGCUGGUGGUUCACUCAGACACUCACAGCAACAAGGUCCUAGCCAGUUUUGAGGAUCAAAGGAAGAAAGGCUUUCUCUGUGACAUUACUCUGAUCGUGGAGAAUGUACAUUUCCGUGCCCACAAAGCCUUGCUCGCAGCCAGCAGCGAAUACUUCUCGAUGAUGUUUGCCGAAGAAGGAGGGAUCGGCCAGUCCAUUUACAUGCUGGAAGGGAUGGUUGCUGACACGUUUGGCAUCCUGCUAGAGUUUAUCUACACAGGUUUCCUGCAGGCCAGUGAGAAAAGCACAGAGCAAAUCCUGGCUACUGCUCAGUUCUUAAAAGUCUACGACCUGGUAAAGGCCUACGCAGACUUUCAAAAUAAUCUCAGCUCCCCCAAAAUGACAACGGUGAGCACGGCCGGCGUUCCGGUAGUGUUUGUUCCCAAUAAGAAAAACGAUCCCCCAAAGCGGAAACGGGGUAGACCGAGGAAAGUCAACAGUUUGCUGGAAAGGAGACCAGACCUGGCUGCAGAGGAAGAAAUGCAGCUGAGAGUGAACAACUCAGUCCAGAACAGACAAAACUUGGUGACGAAAGAGGGAGAGAGCGGCACCCGGAAUGAGCAGCUCCCAGUCAGAGAUCGGGAAGAAGCCGAGCCCGCUUGCGAGCCUGGUAGAGGGGGGGACGUACCGGCUGGAAAAGACGAGAACUGUGACCCCAAGAUCCAGGACGGGCAGGACGGCCAGAGCCGGUACAGCAAGCGGAGGAUCCGUAGGUCUGUCAAACUGAAAGAUUACAGACUUCUCGGGGAGGAGGAUGACCAAGGGUCCACCAAGAGGGUUUGUGGAAAGAGGAAGCGCUCCGGUGGCCCAGAGGCCCGCUGUAAAGACUGCGGCAAAGUCUUUAAAUACCGUCACUUUUUAGCAGUCCACCAGAGGAGCCACACAGGAGAGCGGCCUUUCAAAUGUAACGAGUGCGGCAAAGGCUUUGCCCAGAAGCACUCCCUGCAGGUCCACACGAGGAUGCACACCGGGGAGCGGCCCUACGCCUGCACCGUCUGCAGCAAGGCUCUCACCACCAAGCACUCGCUGCUGGAGCACAUGAGCCUGCACUCAGGACAGAAAUCUUUCACCUGUGAUCAGUGUGGAAAAUACUUCAGCCAGAAAAGACAGCUGAAAAGCCAUUACCGAGUUCAUACAGGCCACUCAUUACCGGAAUGCAACCACUGCCAUCGCAAAUUCAUGGAUGUGUCUCAGCUCAAGAAACAUCUACGAACGCACACAGGUGAGAAGCCAUUUACUUGUGAAAUCUGUGGCAAGUCUUUCACCGCAAAGAGCUCUCUUCAGACCCACAUCAGAAUCCAUCGAGGAGAAAAGCCAUACACUUGUGGCAUAUGUGGCAAAUCCUUCUCUGACUCCAGUGCCAAGAGGAGACACUGCAUUCUACACACAGGCAAGAAGCCUUUCUCCUGCCCUGAGUGUAACUUACAGUUUGCUCGCUUAGACAAUUUGAAAGCUCACUUGAAAAUCCACAGCAAAGAGAAGCAUGCUUCAGAGACCAGCAGUGUUUCUGGCAAUAACAAUAAUGCUGAAGAGGUCCGGAAUAUUUUACAGCUGCAGUCAUAUCAGCUGUCCGCCUCUGGAGAGCAGGAAAUCCAGCUUCUUGUUACAGACUCUGUACACAACAUCAACUUCAUGCCUGGUCCAAGCCAGGGAAUCAGCAUCGUCACUACAGAAAGCACCCAGAACGUGACUGCCGACCAAGCUGCCAAUCUCACCCUGCUCACACAGCAGCCAGAACAGCUACAGAGUUUAAUUCUCUCCACUCAGCAAGAGCAAGCCGAGCACAUGCAGAGCCUCAAUAUGAUUGAGAGCCAAAUGGAGCCCUCACAGGCUGAGCCGGUGCGUGUAAUCACACUCUCCAAGGAGACCCUGGAGCAGCUUCAUGCCCAUCAAGAGCCAACAGGGGAGCUCCAUUUAACAGCAAGCACGUCUGGUCCAACUCAGCACCUGCAGCUGGCACAGGCACCGGCCCUGUCCCCCAGCACCCGGCACCACAUGCCCCAGCCCACAGCACUGAGCCCGGGACAGAGCUGACCUGUAGCCAUGUUGCACUGGCCUGUCGUUCUCUCCAGGAACCGGCUAGAACUGGAUUGAGGGUUGCAGCUAGGCUUUCUGAGCCACUCACAGAUCUUUAGAGAGGUGUAGAAGCCACUGACGGAACACAUUCCAUCUGGGCAAGAAAUGUUCUGUUGUCUUAAAUAGUACAGGUUUGGAUUGUGUGUUUCAGUAUUGAAGAAUAAAUUCCGUUUUUAUCUACUGUAUCUCUUUAAAAAAAAAUCAGGGACAUUGAUAUAGAUGUUUCUAUAUUAAAGGUUCACAGUUAAAGAUUAA
Molecule: messenger RNA, 2564 nt
Organism: Erinaceus europaeus (western European hedgehog)
Lineage: Eukaryota; Metazoa; Chordata; Mammalia; Eulipotyphla; Erinaceidae
Gene: ZBTB24
Product: zinc finger and BTB domain containing 24
Exons: 7
Coding region: 165-2267 (700 amino acids)
Biological process (GO): regulation of transcription by RNA polymerase II
Cellular component (GO): nucleus
Molecular function (GO): protein binding; DNA-binding transcription factor activity, RNA polymerase II-specific; RNA polymerase II cis-regulatory region sequence-specific DNA binding
Source: RefSeq, a predicted model, not a curated record